This is a messenger RNA of Trichobilharzia szidati, 1067 nucleotides long. NCBI's taxonomy places the organism in Eukaryota, Metazoa, Platyhelminthes, Trematoda, Strigeidida, Schistosomatidae. The record is from the annotation of a GenBank genome assembly.
AUUGCGUCUUCAGUAGGAAGCAAUUAUUCCGCAUUCUAAUUCAUCAUACGGGAGAAAUUUAUUUUUGGUAAAUUACAAAGUGUUAAUUAAAUUUCCUGAUGGAAAUAUUUUCUCUAUUUCAGAUGACCCGGAUUCAACACUAAACGCAUACGUAGAUUCAUACUUUAAAGUUGUGAAUGAUAAAUUUUUCAUGAUUGAGCUUCAGACAUACUGGGAUCCCGAGAAUGCGGAAGAAACAAUAAAAACUGAAAUCCUGAGACUUGAACGCUUAUAUCAAAGAAAAUGGGAGAAGGAAUUUCUCGAAACAAUCAGUGCAGAAGACAAGUCGCUUGUGAAUCUUUCUAACUAUGAAUACAGGAAGGCAUUGGAAGAUGAUGAUGCUUUUCAGCACAACGUUUUUGCUAAUUAUGGACGAUACCAUCAGUUGAAAAUGCAUAUUUCAAAGAAAUGGGAAAAUCGAAAAAAUCUCGAUAUUGCAGAAGCCAAAUUUUUUGCGGAUACAUCAAGCAUUUUGAAGAAAGACGAAGCUAAGAGUGGAAUAACAAAGAAGAUUUUCGAAGAAGAGAAGGAAGCAGUGAAUACAACCAAAGCUGACCUUCAAAAGCUGCAAAAGGCAGCGGUCAUCGCAUCUAAUGCAUACAGAAAGACUUCAACAUAUUUGCAGAGUAUAAGGAAAGGAAAUUACAAAAAUGAAACAUCGAAUGAUGCUGAAGUUACGCAGGCGUAUUGGAAGGCUCGUUAUGAUUUUGACAACGGCACAAGGAUACUACGGAACAAAAUAAAACAAUUAGAAAUGAGCCGGAUUGAAUUUUUAAUGUUUCAAACCCCAGAAUACAGAAUAAACUGGCUCCUGGAUGAAAUGAAGGAAGAUGCCAAGCAGUAUUAUUGAACUGCAGGAAAGUGAAUUCGAUUCCAAGGGAAUUCAAGCAAUAUUGGUGAAGGGAAUAUAUUGUUUACUUAUCUCUUUUUGUUUUUUGAUGACUUCGUCAAGAAGGAAAUUUUCUUCUCUGCAACAGUCUUUUAAAUAAUUCUUUUUGUUUAAUUAAAUAUAACAUUUUUCUUGGUAA